Messenger RNA from Colletotrichum acutatum, 1674 nucleotides. RefSeq names its product NCS1 nucleoside transporter. The transcript is spliced from 4 exons. Lineage: Eukaryota; Fungi; Ascomycota; Sordariomycetes; Glomerellales; Glomerellaceae. The record is from RefSeq and is a predicted model, not a curated record. Gene Ontology annotation, molecular function: nucleobase transmembrane transporter activity. Gene Ontology annotation, biological process: nucleobase transport; transmembrane transport. Gene Ontology annotation, cellular component: plasma membrane. The coding region runs from base 1 to 1674 and encodes 557 amino acids.
AUGGGCCUCAGUGGCUUUUUGAGAUGGGCUCGGCUGCCCGACACUGAUGUAGCCGAAUCAAACGUAUGGAUUAAUGAAGACAUCAGACCCCUUCCUCCAAGCCGUCGAAGAUGGACAACUUCAACUUUUAUAUCAUUCUGGUUGACUAAUCAGGUUGCAAUCUCCAAUUGGCAACUCGGAGCAUCCCUUGUCGCUGCUGGACUCUCUGUGUGGCAGAGCGUGAUUGCCAUCGUCAUUGGCAAGGUUAUCAUCGCCCUCGUUGCCAUCUUCAAUGGACAUGUCGGCGCACAUUGGCAUAUAGGAUUUCCAGUCGUUUCCCGAUACAUCUGGGGCGUGUACGGACAGUACAUCAUCCUGAUCCAGAGAAUCAUUCUCAGUCUGGUGUGGUUUGCUGUACAGUCGUGGACCGGAGGUUUGACAGUUGUCAACUGUCUUUCGGCAAUCUUCCCAUCAUUCGAAUCUCUAGGCAACUCCUCGCACCUCACCACCAAAGACUUCAUCGGUUGGAUCAUCUUCAACGUGCUCCUCAUUCCCAUCCUUUACAUCCGGCCGGAGAGGAUCCAGAAACUUCUUCUGGCUUUCAACAUCAUCUCCUCAAUAACCCUCAUAUCCAUCAUGAUUUGGGCUCUGGCAACAGCCGGCGAAGCGGGGUCUUUAGUUCGCCAAGGGUCAAAGCAAAUGUCGUCAAGCGAACUUGGCUGGCAAAUCGUCCAUGGCAUCACCACAGUUAUCGGAAGUAUUGCUGUCGGCUUGACCAACCAGCCGGACUACUGUCGCUUUGCUCGGAAGCCCGGAGACCAGGUCUUCGGACAAUGGUUCAGCAUCAUCUUCUUUGGAGCCAUCUUCCCUACCUUUGGCUGCUUGGCAGCUUCGGCAACUGGCGUUAUCUACGGCGAGCCGAUUUGGAACCCGCCCUUGAUCGUUCAAGCAUGGCUAGAUUCGAACUACAACGCCAAAAGCCGCGCGGGUGCCUUUUUUGCUGGCCUUGGUCUCCUCUGUAUCCAACUGAGUAUCAACUCUGUUGAUAAUGCUUUCUCCGCUGGCAUGGAUUUGUCUGGUCUGUUCUGUCGGUACAUCAACAUCAGACGCGGCGCUUACAUCGGUCUCGUGCUGAGUAUUGCACUCUGCCCAUGGGAACUCCUGUCAUCGGCAGCAGUCUUUAUCAGCGUUCUCUCCGCUUACAGCGUCUUUCUUGGUCCCAUUAUCGGCAUUCAGAUCUGCGACUACUUCAUCAUCCGUAGACGCAGGAUUAAGUUGUCAGACCUUUACCACCCGCGUCCAGAUGGUUCUUUCUACUACUAUAAGGGUUUCAACCCUAGAACCUUCAUCGCUUGGGUGUGCGGCUUUGCGACACAGCUCCCAGGUUUCGCUGCUAGCGUUACACCUAAUAGCGUCAAAGUUGCUGAGGGUUGGAUCAAUCUUUACUACCUGGCGUUCCCACUAGGCUUCGCUAUAUCGUUCUUGUUACAUCUGGGCAUCAACACCAUCUGGCCCCCUCCUGAAGCCGGUGUUAUCGAUGAGGUGGACUACUAUGCGACUUUCACUGAUGAUGAAGCAAGGAAGCUGGGAGUUUUGCCGCUUGAUACCGAGAUCAUCGAGGGCUCGCACAAGGGUGUUGAGGGGCACGACUCUGAGAAGGGGCCGCGAACAUGGCUGAAGUCUAUGCUUGGUUAG